GCAGUUGACAACUUGUCAAAUUUAUCAAUAAUACUUGUUUUAUGUAAAAUACAAAAAAACAAAUGUCAUAGUUGUCAUUAUUAUUCAUCGUUGUGAUAAAAAAAAACAAUUUUAAUUUUUGAUAUAAAAAAUUGUGUGUUAGAGUGUGUAAUAAUUUUUUGAAUGAAUGUUAUUAUUUUUUUUUUUAUUUAUCAAUAUGUAUUCGACCUUUGGCCCACUGUAUGGUUAAAAAAAUAAACUGAUAAUUAUACUGUUUUUUUUUUGUUUAAUUAAACUUGAUAGUUUAAUUGAUGAAAAAUUAAUUUACAACGUUGAAAAUUAAUUGUCAUUGUGUUUUAUUAUUACAUACAAAAUAUUGUAAAUAUAUAUUGAUUAAAAAUGAAUCAACAACGACCAACUACAUCAAAUUUUCGUGUAACAACACCUGGUGGAAUGUCAAAUGGUCCAACACGUUAUGGCAAUCAAAUGUCAUUACCACCACCAAUACCACCAAGAAGACAAGUUAAUAAUUAUGGAACUCAUUUUAAUAUGACACCAAGUUAUUUAGGUGGUUAUAAUAAUAAUUAUGGAUAUAAUUCAUUUCCUCUUAGAUCUACAUCAUAUAAUAAUUAUGGUAAUUUUAAUGGACCAAGUGGUGAUGUUGAAAGUAGAUUAAUACAAUAUGCUGAAGAAACAAGUAGACCAGCAUUUGAAUCAAUUGAAUCAAUUGUAACAACAUUUUCAUCAAUAACAAUGAUGCUUGAAUCAACAUUAUUUGCAAUGUCAAGUUCAUUUCGUGCAAUAUUAGCUGUUGCUGAUAAUAUUGGAAAAGUUAGAAAUAUGUUUGGACAAAUAUUAAAUACAUUUAUACUUAUUAAAUAUGCUAAAAAAUUAUAUAAAUAUAUUUUAUUUAAACUUGGUUUACGUGAAGAUGAUCCAGAUACUGAUUUAGCAUGGAAAAAAGCAUUUUUAGAUUCAGUUAAUGAUAAAAAAUUACCAACAACAACAACAUGGCCAAUUUUUAUAUUUUUAAGUCUUAUAUUUGUCAUUCCAUAUUUAAUACAUAAAAUUAUGAAAAAUAUAAAUACAAAUGAUUUUAAAGAAAAAACAUUACAAGAUUGGCUACAAAUAAAUGAGCCAGUAUAUUCAGCAACAGUUAUGUAUGAUUUUCAAGCAGCAACAUCAAAUGAAUUGACAAUUAAAUGUGGACAAAAAAUUUGGCUUGCACCAGAAUCAUUACAGCCAAAAAAUAAUCCUGGAUGGUGUAAAGCAUCAAAUGGUACUAACAUUGGAUUAGUACCAUCAAAUUACAUUCAAAUUGUUGGUGAAAUGAAGAAAAAAAAUAAGCUUAAUAAUGAAAAUAAAAAUGAUGAUGAUCUUAAUACAACAAUGGAAGAAACUUUUAAUAAUAAUGAUAAAAAAAUUAAUGAUCCAACAAAUCAUGAAGUUAUUUAAUUUAUUGAAUGAAUAAAACAAUAAAUUUUUGAUGAUCCUGAUCAUGACUCAUAAAUACCAAAUGGUUACUAAUGAAUUUUUAUAUUUUUAAAUGGUACUGAGGCUUGUAAAUAUUCCUUAAUUUUUUUUUUAUACUUUGUGUUAAUCAAUUUUAUGUAUUUAUCAUUGGGAAUAAUAUAUUAAUUUAAUAAAAUAAUAAAAUAUAUGAAUAUGAUAAUUUUUAUGACUCGGAGUAAUUUUUAAAAAUUAAUUUUAAUAGUAAGAUUUAUGUUUGACAUCAGGGAAAUUAAUUUGUAUGCUGUCAUGAAGACCAUGUGCUCUAAAAAUUGAUUAAAUUUUUAAACAACAAAGUUUAUCAAACGAAGAUAAUUGUAAUGUUUUUAUGACACUUUAUUAAGUGUCAAUGAUUGAAAAAAUAAUUAAACAAGGAUUAAUCAUGUUUAGGGGUUUUAAAUAAUAAUGACAAUUUAGUCUUUUUUCAUAAUUUUUGUAAUAUGACAUUAACUGCAAAACAAUCUACUAAGUUUUUUUUAUUAUUUAUUAUUUUUUGUCGUUAAUAAUGACAAUGAGUUUAAACUGUCUUGUUGGUAUUUUGGUAACAAUUUCCGAAAUAUUUAUCAAAGAGAAUACAACUCAAAAAAAAAAACGUCAAUUUGUUAUUGUUUUUUUUUUUUUGUUUUAUUUUUUUUUUUUUAAUCAUUACUCUCUCUUUUUAUAACUUUUCUUAACGAUAUUUGAGAAAUUUUGUUUUUUUUUUUUUGUUGUUUAUUUAUUUUACUGUAACAUUGACUGUGUAUUUUUUUUUUAUACAAUUGGUGGUUUUCUUUCAAGUUGGAACCAGUGUCCACAAUCACAACGUUUUGG
Messenger RNA from Aphidius gifuensis, 2298 nucleotides. RefSeq names its product peroxisomal membrane protein PEX13 (gene Pex13). Gene Ontology annotation, molecular function: protein binding. The record is from RefSeq and is a predicted model, not a curated record. Lineage: Eukaryota; Metazoa; Arthropoda; Insecta; Hymenoptera; Braconidae. Gene Ontology annotation, cellular component: peroxisome; peroxisomal importomer complex; peroxisomal membrane. The transcript has 3 exons. Gene Ontology annotation, biological process: protein import into peroxisome matrix, docking. Bases 379 to 1434 code for a protein of 351 amino acids.